This is a messenger RNA of Castor canadensis (American beaver), 2684 nucleotides long. It is a transcript of the gene Wdr75, whose product is annotated as WD repeat domain 75. Gene Ontology annotation, cellular component: nucleolus; small-subunit processome. Gene Ontology annotation, biological process: ribosome biogenesis; positive regulation of transcription by RNA polymerase I; positive regulation of rRNA processing. Gene Ontology annotation, molecular function: RNA binding; protein binding. NCBI's taxonomy places the organism in Eukaryota, Metazoa, Chordata, Mammalia, Rodentia, Castoridae. The record is from RefSeq and is a predicted model, not a curated record.
GAGGGAGGUUCGGGGCGGGGCCCGUGGCCGGUAGUUCCUCGUCUGCGCGAAGAUGGUGGAGGCGGAGAGCAUCCGCGUGGUGCACUGUGGCGGCAGCGAGUUGAGCUUCAGGAGAGCGGUGUUCUCUGCGGAUUCUAAGUAUAUCUUCUGUGUCUCUGGGGACUUUGUUAAAGUUUAUAGCACAACUACAGAAGAGUGUGUCCAUGUACUGCAUGGGCACAGAAAUCUGGUGACAGGAAUCCAGCUCAACCCCAACAAUCAUCUGCAGCUGUAUUCUUGUUCCUUCGAUGGCACAAUUAAACUGUGGGACUAUCUUGAUGGCAUUUUGAUAAAGACUUUCCUUGUUGGACAUAAACUCCAUGCCCUCUUUACUCUUGCCCAUGCCGAGGAUUCUGUCUUUGUUAUAAUAAAUGAAGAAAAACCAGAUAUAUUUCAGCUGGCUUCAGUGAAACUGCCAAAAUCAUCAAGUCAGGAAACAGAAGCUAAGGAAUUAUCCUUUGUUUUGGAUUAUGUAAACCAGUCACCCAAGUGCAUUGCUUUUGGAAAUGAGGGAGAAUAUGUUGCUGCAGUACGGGAUUUUUACUUGUCUGUUUAUUUUUUAAAAAAGAAAACAACAUCAAGGUUUACUUUAUCAUCAUCAGGAAAUAAGAAAAAUGCUAAGAACAAUUUCACAUGUGUAGCAUGCCACCCAAAGGAAGAUUGCAUCGCAUCUGGUCACAUGGAUGGCAAAAUUCGUCUUUGGAGGAAUUUUGGUGAUGAGAAGAAAUACAUGUACACAUGUUUACAUUGGCACCAUGAUAUGGUUAUGGAUUUGGCUUUUUCAGUGACAGGCACCAGUCUGCUGAGCGGUGGGCGUGAGUGUGUACUUGUAGAAUGGCGUGAUGCAACAGAGAAGAAUAAGGAGUUUCUCCCUCGGUUAGGAGCUACUAUCGAACAUAUCUCCGUGUCACCUGCAGGAGAUUUAUUCUGUACUUCUCACUCUGAUAACAAGAUAACAGUUAUUCACCGAAACCUUGAUGUAUCUGCAGUAAUUCAAGGCCUAGUAAAAGAUAGGAGUAUUUUUACUGGUUUGAUGAUUGACCCAAGGACUAAAGCAUUAGUUUUGAAUGGAAAACCUGGUCACCUGCAGUUUUAUUCUCUCCAGAGUGAUAAACAGUUAUAUAAUUUAGAUAUUAUACAGCAAGAAUACAUCAAUGAUGAUGAUCUGAUCCAAAUUGAACUAACAAAGGCUGCAUUUGGCUGCUUUGGUAAAUGGCUUGCAACAGUGGAACAACGACAAGAAAAAGAAAGUGAACUUGAAUUACAAAUGAAACUGUGGAUCUAUAAUAAGAAAACACAAGGAUUCAUUCUCAACACGAAGAUUACCAUGCCACAUGAUGACCACAUCACAGCUCUCUGUUUCUGUAAUACAGAAAAAACUGAAAAACCUUUAACCUUGGUUACAGCGAGCAAGGAUGGUCACUUCAAAGUAUGGAUAUUGGCAGAUGAUUCUGACAUAUAUCAAAAGGCUGUUGGCUGGACCUGUGAUUUUGUGGGUAGUUAUCACAAGUAUCAAGCAACUAACUGUUGUUUCUCUGAAGAUGGUUCUUUACUAGCAGUUAGUUUUGAGGAAACAGUUACAAUAUGGGAUUCAGAAACAUGGGAACUUAAAUGUACAUUUUGCCAGCGGGCUGGGAACAUAAGGCACCUUUGCUUUGGGAGAUUGACCUGUUCAAAGUAUCUUCUUGGCUCUACUGAACAUGGCAUUCUUUGCUGUUGGAAUCUGCUCAGUUGUGCAUUGGAAUGGAGUGCAAAAUUAAAUAUUAAAGUUAUGGAACCUGAUCCUAAUUCAGAGAAUAUUGCUGCAGUCUCUCAGUCUUCAGUGGGUUCAGACUUGUUUGUAUUUAAACCUGCUGAGCCAAGGCCAUUGUACAUUCAAAAGAAUAUCUCCAGAGAGGAAGUCCAGUGGGGAGUGUUUGUUCCACGAGAUGUCCCUGAAUCAUUCACCUCAGAAGCUUACCAGUGGCUGAACAGAUCCCAGUUUUACUUCCUAACAAAAUCACAGAGUUUAUUGACAUUCAGUACAAAGUCUCCAGAAGAAAAACUCACACCAACAAGCAAACAGCUGCUAGCAGAAGAAAGUCUUCCGACAACCCCAUUUUAUUUCAUACUGGGAAAGCACAGACAGCAACAGGAUGAGAGGUCAAAUGAAACUGCAGAGAAUGAACUGGUACAGCUACCCCUAACAGAGAACCUACCUGCAAUUAAUGAGCUUCUCCACACACCAGCCCAUGUGCUGCCAUCUGCUUCUUUCCUGUGCUCCAUAUUUGUGAAUUCACUGUUGCUGUCUAAAGAGACUAAAAGUGCUGAAGAAAUUCCUGAUGAUGUAGAUAUGGAAAAAGAAAAGGAAAGUGAUGAUUCAGAUGAAGAAAAUGACUUCACUGAACAGGUCCAAGAUACAAAUAACACAGAUUUGGGAGAUGACAUUAUCCAUCAGUGGUCAAAAUCUGAAGAAAAAGAACUGAGAAAGUUCAGGAAAAUAGACUAUAGCUGGAUGGCUGCUUUUUAGGCCUUGGGCAUAGGAUGGUGUGGGAGGUCUUGGACUUUGUGUUUUUUAUUAUAUAUUGAUAUUCCAAAAAAUUUUAAUAUUAUUUCUGUUCUUAAAGUGCUAAGUAUUUACAAGCUUUGCUUUUUAAAAAACAGAU